Parastagonospora nodorum SN15 is the source of this 1017-nucleotide messenger RNA. RefSeq lists its product as hypothetical. Gene Ontology annotation, molecular function: oxidoreductase activity. The record is from RefSeq and is a predicted model, not a curated record. The transcript has 3 exons. The coding region runs from base 1 to 1017 and encodes 338 amino acids. NCBI's taxonomy places the organism in Eukaryota, Fungi, Ascomycota, Dothideomycetes, Pleosporales, Phaeosphaeriaceae.
AUGGGCGACACAAUGCGCGCCGUAGACAUCAAGGAUGGCAAAGGACCCGUUGAAGCUCUCCAUAUCGCCAAUGUUCCCAAACCUAAGCUCGGCAAGUCGCAAGCGCUUGUCAAGAUCAAGGCCUUUGGUCUGAACCGAAUGGAUUUAUUACAGCGCGAGGGCAUGUACCCCGUACCGCCUGGUGCCUCUAAAAUCCUUGGUGUGGAAUUUUCUGGUACGAUUGCCGAAUUGAGUGAAGAAGGCGGCGGAAAGGAAGGCUUCAAGGAGGGCGACGAGGUUUUUGGAUUGGCGUACGGUGGUGCGUAUGCGGAGUACAUUGCCGUGUCGACGCAUAUGCUUGUGAGGAAGCCAAAGGAGUUGACGUGGGAGCAGUGCGCUGGUAUUCCUGAGACAUGGAUAACUGCCACACAAGCCAUGUACCUUGUUGGCGGCUUUGCUGCCGGCAAGACGAUCCUCUGGCACGCCGCCGCGUCUUCCGUCUCAAUCGCUGGCAUCCAGCUCUCCCGCGCCGACUCUGCUUCUGCCGUCUACGCGACCGCACGCCAAGACGCAAAGUGUGAAUUCGCUGUCAAGGAACUCGGUGCGAAUGGCGCCUUCAAUACCACAAGCCAGAAUUGGGUCGAGGAGGUCAUGAAGGCAACAGACAACAAGGGCGUAGACAUCAUUGUCGAUUUCGUCGGCGCAUCGUACUUCCAGCAAAAUCUCGACGCGAUCGCAAAGGACGGCGUUAUUGUGAAUCUUGGCUUCAUGGGCGGCACAAAAGUUCCAGAGGGAACAGACAUUAGCGCUUUCAUCCGGAAGAGAUGCACUUUUGUGGGAAGUAGUUUGAGGAGUCGCGACGAGGAGUACCAGGGCAAGUUGAGAGAUCAGCUUGUGGAGCAUGCGCUGCCGCGGUUCAAGGACGGCAGGUUCAAGCUGUUCGUUGAUAAAGUACUGCCGUGGGAGCAGAUACAGGAUGCGCAUCGCCUGUUGGAGGAGAACAAGACCAAGGGCAAGGUCAUUUGUACUAUCUCGUAG